GUGUGCAAACACGAGGCCGCACGCAUUGCGACGAACGUGCCUUGCAUGUAGUUCGAAACCUAUUAAGUUGUACUGCAGCGUAGAGGCGUCAUCUAUACUGCUUUCCCACGUCACAUCCGUCCUCGUCGGCUGCGGCGUCACUUUCUUGUCAGCUGCUCGCGCAGGGAGAGCUCGCACCGAGAGAGUGGCGCGGAAAGAGUCGUGGGGAGUGGCUAUCUGCUUUCCACGGCGCCAGACAAACUACGCUCUGCACCCCGACUCAGUGCAACAACAAUGUGGGUUGGCUUAGCGCUACCUUUCGCCGCAUGCUGUGUGGUGUUUGGCAGCGCUGAAGACGUGCAAGAUGUCAUCCACACAACUUCCGGAGAUGCCAGAGGAAUCAUUCGCACGACGACGACUGGUCGAGCACUAGCCUUCCUGGGAAUACCUUUCGCCGAACCACCACUCGGAGCACAUCGCUUCAAGAAACCGACGCCUAAGAAAGCCUGGCAAGGUGUGCUGAACGCUACCUCGCUGCCGCCGCUGUGUCCCCAGAUUCCUGCUCGCAUCAACAGCUACUUCGCAAUAACAGCAGCGGAUCCUGUUUCUGAGGACUGCCUCUUUCUCAAUAUCUUCACACCGGUUAGAAAUGGGUCCCCGCUUAGGCCCGUCGUCGUGUACAUUCACGGAGGAGCAUUUACAGUGGGAGGAAUCGCCAUGAAGAUAUUCGACGCGUCCGAACUCGCUGUGCGAGGAGACAUCGUCGUUGUCACCAUCGCCUACCGACUGGGACCACUAGGGUUUCUGAACUUGGGCACCGAAGACGCACCGGGCAACAUGGGCCUCUACGACCAGCAACUUGCGCUGCGAUGGGUCAAGGACAACGCCCGUUCUUUCGGCGGUGAUCAGGACGUGAUAACCGCAAUGGGUCAGAGUGCCGGAGCCAUCUCGGUCGGCAUCCAUCUCUUGUCACCAAGUAGCGCGGGUCUCUUCCAGCGCGCCUUCAUGCAAAGUGGCAGCCCGUUCAUCAGGGCCUUCGUGAGCAGCCCAGCCCAGGCGAGAACCAGAGCGGGCUUGCUCGCAGACUACCUCGAGUGCAAGGAAAGGGACUCGCGUGAGCUCUCCGUAACGAAGGUCGUCUCCUGCUUACGAUCUAAAGACGUGGGUGAUAUACUGAGAGCCGCGGAAAGUUUCAAUACAGUCGGAUUGGACGGAUUCUUUCCUAUAUUGGGCGAUGAAUUCGUGCCGAAAACUCCAGACAAAGCGCUCAAACUGGCCCCGCCGAACGCGCACGAUGUCCUGGUGAGCGUUUGCGCUGCCGAGGGAGACUUUUUUAUCGAGCAUCUGCUUACGAACAUCAAUGAUAUCGACAACAUUAACAUCGUUUCGAAACGCAACAUGGAAGUUUUAAUGAAGUUAGUGCUAGGUGCAAUCGGCAUCUUCGACGCCGAACCUAUCUUCGAGCGCUACUUCAGCCCAGUGACUGAAAAGAAAGGAGCCCAAGUGGUUCGCGCUGCUUCCGAUCUCUUCGGGGACUUCCUGUUUGGUUGCCCCGCGCUUAGCAUUGCCCGCGCACUAUCAGCUGCCAAUGCCUCGGUGCACGUUCUCCGCUACUCUGAGCAGCUGUCCUUCGUCGACUGGCCCGAGUGGGUUCGCCCGACGCACAGUGACGACAUUGUGUUCAGCCUGGGCUCGGCUCUCAGCCUAGGCGGUCGUCCUUCGGAGGCAGACGUCAAGGCAACCGAGAACAUGAUAAACGUCGUCUCGACGUUCAGUCGCACGGGGGUCCCAAAGACAACAGAUGACACUAAAUGGCCAAGAUUUGAUGAAAAUGGCCAGUACCUGCACAUGCGGAAUGGAAGCAGUGUCCUGGAAAAUCACUUCCUCGAAUCCACGUGUGACUUGUGGCACAACCUACUACCUGAUCCAUAAAAGAAAGCCUGUGUGGGCAUUUGAUUUCAUUAAACAA
This is a messenger RNA of Dermacentor silvarum, 1948 nucleotides long. Its product is annotated as acetylcholinesterase. NCBI's taxonomy places the organism in Eukaryota, Metazoa, Arthropoda, Arachnida, Ixodida, Ixodidae. The transcript has 3 exons. Bases 274 to 1911 code for a protein of 545 amino acids. Gene Ontology annotation, cellular component: plasma membrane. The record is from RefSeq and is a predicted model, not a curated record. Gene Ontology annotation, biological process: choline metabolic process; acetylcholine catabolic process. Gene Ontology annotation, molecular function: acetylcholinesterase activity.